This is a messenger RNA of Eleginops maclovinus (Patagonian blennie), 4477 nucleotides long. RefSeq names its product serine/threonine kinase 32A (gene stk32a). Gene Ontology annotation, molecular function: ATP binding; protein kinase activity. Bases 802 to 2019 code for a protein of 405 amino acids. The transcript has 13 exons. Gene Ontology annotation, biological process: protein phosphorylation. The record is from RefSeq and is a predicted model, not a curated record. NCBI's taxonomy places the organism in Eukaryota, Metazoa, Chordata, Actinopteri, Perciformes, Eleginopidae.
GGAGGUCAGUCGCUCAUCAUUACAAGGCGCCGAGCAGUUUCCCCCGUUAAACCCCAUCUCUGCUCGCUUUGUCAUUCUGUAGUCCAGAAAACAAAAGGGAUUUCUCACUGCACUCCUCCACCGGCGCAAUCCCGCAAGUCACGUCUCGCUGUGUGGUUUUCAUUUUUCGGGUGGCAGGUGUCCCGGUGCGUAGUCGUCCUAACACCGGACAAGUGAUGCUCUGAGCUGCACUGUUGCUGCGCUGUCGCCUCGCAUCUCUGCAGCAAAGCUGGCUGGAAAUGGUCCCAGGCUCAACUCUCAGGCGGCGUUCAGAGGUUAGACUCUCACUCAUUAGAGGGUCAGAGCCACAAACCCAUCACCCAACCCCCUCCUGCCUGGCGAGGGUCGUCCUUCUGCCUGCAUCCAUCUGAACAGCAGUGAGGACAGACGGGAAACUUACACAGUAGUAGAACUGCGUGUGUGUGAGUGUAUGUUUCAGCGCUUCAGUGCCUCUACAAUUCCCACUAGCCCUCCACUGUGCGUGUGCAAUGAGGUGUGUGUGUGUCAAGGUGGAGAGUUAAGAAGACAGGACCUGUUAAAGUCAGCAAAACCUGCGAGUGGGUGUCAGGGCUGAGCACUCCAUGCACGCAAGACUCUGUGUGAUUGUGAGUGUGUGUGUGUGUGUGUGUGUGUGUGUGUGUGUGUGUAUGUGUGUGAGGGGCCACUGUUGACCAGGCAAUGAGCGUGUCUCAGAGGGAGAGGCCGUUCGAUGCUGAGUUGAGCUAAGGGAGCAGAACAGGAGAAUCUGUAAGAGGAGCAGCCAUGGGGCUCGGACAGUCCAGCAAAGCUCCGGUCACCGAGGAAUCAGACGAUGUGAAUUUCGACCACUUCCAGAUCCUGAGAGCAAUAGGAAAAGGAAGCUUUGGAAAAGUCUGCAUUGUGCAGAAGAAGGACACUAAGAAGAUGUAUGCCAUGAAGUACAUGAACAAGCUGAAAUGCGUUGAGCGGAAUGAAGUGAGGAACGUCUUGAAAGAGCUGCAGAUAAUGCAGAACCUUGAGCACCCUUUUCUGGUCAACUUCUGGUAUUCAUUCCAGGAUGAGGAGGACAUGUUUAUGGUGGUGGACUUGCUCUUGGGAGGAGACCUUCGCUAUCACCUCCAGCAGAACGUCCAUUUCUCAGAGAGCACCGUCAAACUCUACAUCAGUGAGCUGGCCCUGGCCCUGGGAUACCUCCGUACGAAGCGCAUCAUACACAGAGACAUCAAACCUGACAACAUACUCUUGGAUGAACAUGGGCACGUCCAUCUGACAGACUUCAACAUCGCAGCCAUCGUAAAAGAAGACCUGAAAGCGACGUCCAUUGCCGGGACCAAGCCAUACAUGGCUCCUGAGCUGUUCCAAACCUUCGAGGGGUCCCACCCUGGCUACUCCUUCUCGGUUGACUGGUGGUCGCUGGGCAUCACAGCGUAUGAGCUACUAAGAGGACAGAGGCCAUAUGUGAUGAGAUCCAGUACACCAGCUAAUGAGAUCCUGCAGACCUUUCACAAGGUCCAUCCCAGCUACCCAGCAGCCUGGUCUUUGGAGAUGAAGUCUCUACUCAGAAAGUUGCUGUGCAUAGAUGUCCAGAAGCGCAUUUCCUGUCUAGCAGAGCUGCAGGAUCUGGACUACAUGUCAGAUGUCAACUGGGACGCUGUGCUCAGCAAACUGCUUCCUCCAGGCUUUAUUCCCAAUAGGCGUAGAUUAAACUGUGACCCCACAUUUGAGCUGGAGGAAAUGAUCCUGGAGUCCAAACCGCUUCACAAGAAGAAGAAAAGGCUUGCUAGAAAAACCAAGGACCAGGGAUCUGAUGGCUCCCCACAGAACGGGCAGUUGCAACAGAGAUUGGAUAAUGUCCAGAGAGACUUCAUUGUCUUCAACAGAGAAAAGUCAAAGAAAGCCGUGGACUCAGAUUCCUCUGAGCUGUCCACGACUGAGAAGAACAAGGCAAUAGAGGAUGGACAGAACAACAAUGUGGAGCCGGUGGCCUUCUUAUCAGGAUAGGUCUCAAGACCUGAGACCCCUACGUAGUCCCUCAUCACCUGCACCUUCCUGCAGCUUGUAGAUCAGCAAUUUCCACCUAUGUUCUAUCAGCACAGGCACUAACAACAAUCCUUCAAUAUUCCUGCACCACUUAAUCGUUUCACAAACACAAAUGCUUGUGCUUCACUCUUCACCCACAAAGAAAACACAUCAAGGACUGCACGAGAGAAAUGGCCUCUCAGCAGAGUGUCGCUCAUAUCCUGCGCCCUAACAUCACUCUGGUGCUCUUAGGUCUGCUCAACAUCUACUCUGGGCACUGUGCUGAAGUGAAAAGGAAGUCACUGCCCUGUCAAAAAAAAGGAGACAAUGGCACAGCUGCCCUACUGUUACAGGAAGUCCAACAUGGUCAGCUAUGGCUCAAAGCUGUAUGUACUGAUGCUGCUGUCUUGGGCGUGACACUCAGAUUUUUAAUAUCAGCAGUGUAUAUGCUGGUUAAUAAUAGUUAUUUAAACAACAAUGGUUCCCCACUGCUACAUGGACCUAACAAGAAUUGGCAUAAGGAACUAGGCUGGGCUUUUUCUCAUGUUAUAUACAGGACUUAAAAUCCGAGCAUGACACUUAGAGUAGGCUACAACCGUUUAAAACAGAGAAUUCAAUAAGGUAAAAUGAGGCCUUUGUUUUUAACAGAGCAACCACAGAUUCCUCUAAAUGAAAAUGAAAACUUGUACUGUAUGCUUGAGCGUGGAUGGCUCACUUUGUCAGCAGAGAAACUGUUGUUGUGGUCAUUGUGCUUAGCUUAGCUUAGCUUAGCUUAGCUUAGCCUAGCUUAGCUUAGCUUAGCCUAGCUUAGCUUAGCCUAGCUUAGCUUAGCUAGUAAAGCUUACAAAGAUGGUAGGACUGCAACAUUAACGGCAAAAAAUGCUACAUGUCUACUUCAAUUUCAUGUGCUGAAGUUUGAAAUGCAGUUAAAAUACAAUGGUUUUAAUGUUAAACUACAAUGUCGAGCAUUUUCAUUCAAACAUCUGUUAAGUCAAAAUCUCUCGCUGAAUGAGGUACCACAAUGGUGAUUGUAGCUUUAACCUUGAAGGUCCAUUCGUGACCUUGUAAGUCUAUAUGAAGUGUAAGCCAUCAGAUGUCGUUGAAAGCUCUGGGCACAACGAGUGGACCUUGUGAUGAUUUAUUUUUGUCAAAGAAGUUUUAAACUCUUUAAAAACGCUGACAUCUUGGACUAAGCUUCGCUCAAUCUGCAAAUGACCAGCGGCGUCUUCAAAUAAAGGUUUAACGCUAUGAAAACGUAGAAAAGGUAAAUGGUAGAUGUUAUAUGUUCUGCACUGAACCUUGCUUUGCACAUGCUUCUUCAUCAACUGUAGCAUUUAUGCACAGAGAGACAAAAAAAAAUCUAAAGCUGUGAGUGACUACUUAUUCCCUUAGGGAUGUUUUUUAUAGACAUGGAUUAAGCUGAGACCUAGAUAACAAUUAUUUUUCAGGCACUGUCUGCAUUGAAAUUGUUGUCAAAUAAUGUUUCUAUGUCCUUCCUCUUUUUAGUUGAAUACAACCAAUUACAUGUACCCCUAGAUAAGCCUUUAAAUUUGUAUUUGCAAUUAAUAGAAGAAUACAUUCUGUGACAAUAUUCUUGUGCAGAUGGUAUAAAACAGUAAUUCAGCCCCAGAUGGAUAACGGCAGGGGAAAAAUCAUAAUUUUGAUUUACACAUUAAAAGUGGUUAAUAACUAAACAUUGACUGAAUAAAAUAAUACCCCUGGCUAAAUCAAUGUCUGAUAAACCAAACCUGCCUCUGAAGCUUUCAAAGGGAAGCCUUAUACCAUAGAUAUGGCACAGUUUGAUCCCUAAAACUAUGUGUAAGUAGUACAAACCUGAGCUUUUUCACAAUCAGUAAGUAAAUGUGAUUUCUACAAAUGUUUAGUGAUUCUAUUGAGUCUGAUCCAUCUGCAAUACAACUCAAUCCUUCAAGUCUAAUCCUUGUGAUUAUGAUUAUAUCUAAAACAUAUUUCACUCUAUUCAAUUCAUAACUGUUGGCACUUUUCUAUUGAGAAUUAGUACAAUGUUUUGACUAAACUGUGUAUUGUUGUUGUUGAUGUUGUUGUUGUCAUUGAUGUAAUUUUACAGAUCCAAAAUGAAGGUCUUGUAUAAUAUGUUAAAUAUAGUGAGAUAGAAUAACAGAUGCAGUGAUCCGAGAUACUUGGGGUAAGUUAUUGGGGGAAAAUGAUCUUGCUUUUUCUUAUGUAAUAGGAAUCGAUUGGAUGGGGUUAUUUGCGAAAAUCAUAUAAUGUGACAGAUUCAACCCUUCAAAAAUCAAAGUAUAAAAUUAUAGUUUAAUAAAAUAGUAUUUGACCUAAGUAAAACAAUUAUUCAACAAGACGUACAUACCUAAAGUCUGGAAACAGCUUUGCUCCACACCUGUGAAUUUCAUUCCUAUUAAGGUUUUGUUGUCCUUCAGUUGUCACUGUGUGUUUAUUGUAC